AUGUCCAAGUUUCUUCCUCACACUCUAGGUCUCGGCACCGUGGGCGUGGCCUCUUUCUUCUGGGGCCGCCUGAGCCAGCCUACGCCUACGACCCAGGAACCGCCUUCCAAAACCAGCCCCAAUUUGCCUGCUCCUGUUGGAUCUCCAGCUCUUUCGCCAGUAUCUGUGCAACCUGACGGUUUCUACAAAUACGGCUUCCCCGGCCCGAUCCACGACCUCCAGAAAAACAGCGAGUUCAUCUCGUGCUACGACAGACUGACGAGAAACCCCUACUGGAUCUUGGAGCACAUCACCAAGGAUUCGGUCAGAAGAGCAGACGGAGUCGACAGAAAGAAGCUGGUUUUCAAGGAGGACGAGAGCAUACCGCUCAAGUUCCGUGCUCGUCUCCGAGACUACUUCCGUUCAGGCUACGACAGAGGCCACCAGGCGCCAGCGGCUGAUGCUAAGUUUCUGCAGCAGGCCAUGGACGAGACCUUCUUGCUCACCAACAUGAGUCCUCAGGUCGGAGAGGGCUUCAACCGUGACUACUGGGCGCAUUUUGAAGAUUUCGUCAGGAGACUCACGGGCCGCUACGAUAACGUCCGUGUCAUGACGGGUCCAUUGUACUUGCCCAAGAAGUGCAGCGAUGACAAGUUCAGAGUGACAUACGAGGUGAUUGGCUCGCCACCAAACAUCGCUGUUCCCACUCAUUUUUUUAAGCUUGUGGUCGGAGAAGCCAAUGGCAGUGAUAAGAUCUCUGUGGGUGCGUUCGUGUUGCCCAACGAGCCUAUCGCCAAUGAGCAGCCCUUGACGGCGUUCCAGGUGCCUGUGGAGGCGCUUGAGCGGAGCACGGGUCUUGAGUUGUUGCAAAGAGUGCCUUACUAUAAUAAGAAGGAUCUUUGCAAGGAGGUGAAAUGUGAGAUUGUGGUGAGGGAGUUUCCCAAGCAGGUGAAUAGCGUGUUGGGAUUGCCCGGCAAUCAUCCACAAGCUAGAAUGAGCACAACACACCGCCAGCUAGCCCUAUCCCACGGGUCCAUAGAACACACCAUCUUGGUCCCCACAGAGCUCUUCUUCAAGUACUCCCAGUUGAAGGAGCAGUUUGUGAAGACUUUGCCCGUUCCAACAGAGGGUUUCGCUUCUGACGAAGAACCCGCUUCUCCUGCCGAGCUUUUUGCCAAGUUUGUCGGCUUCACCGCCUCUUUGGUGGACCCUGCUGUCGAAGGUGAGUUCAACGAGAUCUUGACAGCCGUCUUGCUGGAAUUCCAGUCCAGAUUCUUCCCUAAUUCCGAUAUCCACAGCUUUGCCGCCCAGUUGCUUGCUGACGAGACCUACCCCACCACAGCUGCCAAAACCAAGGAAGUCAUCAAGCACUACUUCGAUGCGGUCCUUUCUUCAAACACCACCAUUCCAAGACAGCUGUCUGACUUGGUGCAAAGCUCUGCCCGCCGCUUGGCCAAGACCGUUGCCAUUUUCGGUGGUCAGGGUAACACAGACGACUACUUUGAGGAGUUGAGAGAGCUCAAUUACAUGUACCACGGGCUUCUUGCCGAAUUGCUCCAGAAAAUUGCCUCCAAGUUGACUCUGUUGGUGAAAUCCACCUCCAACGUCGACAAAAUCUACACCCAGGGCUUUGACAUCUUGAAGUGGUUGAAGCUGCCUGACCAGACACCCGACCAGGAGUACUUGUUGAGUGUACCUGUUUCGUGCCCAUUGAUCUGUGUGAUCCAGUUGUGCCACUAUGCUGUGACAUGUAAGACAUUGGGUAUCACGCCUGGCGAGUUCAGAGACGCCUUGGUCGGUGCUACCGGUCACUCUCAAGGUUUGGUUACUGCCGUUGCCAUUGCCAGUUCUGAUGACUGGGAGUCUUUCACUGAAAACUCCAUCAAGGCUGUUUCCUUGCUUUUCUUCAUCGGUGCCAGAUGUCUCAUGACCUACCCUAGAACUUCCUUGCCUCCUACGAUGUUGCAGGACUCCUUGGAGAACGGUGAAGGUAGACCAUCUCCUAUGUUGUCUGUGAGAGACUUGUCUCUUUCCGAAGUUGAGAACUUUAUCAAACAGACCAACGCCCACUUGCCAUCCGAGAAACACGUUGCCAUCUCCUUGGUAAACGGUGGCAGAAAUAUGGUUGUUUCUGGUCCUCCAGAGUCGCUUUACGGUUUGAACUUGACCUUGAGAAACAACAAGGCUCCAUCUGGUUUGGACCAGGCCCGUGUGCCAUUUUCCGACCGUAAGAUGAAGUUUUCCAACCGUUUCUUGCCCAUCUUUGCUCCUUUCCACUCCCACCUUCUUGAGCCAGCUACCGAUAUGAUUUUGGCUGAUGUGCAAAACGAUGGCUUGGAGUUCUCUGCUUCUGACCUCAAGAUCCCCGUCUACGAUACCUACUCUGGUGAGAACUUCCAGGACUCCAAGGGCGAUGUUGUCGACAGACUCACCAAGUGCAUUACCGAGUUGCCUGUCCACUGGGAAACCGCUACCAACUUCGACAGCACCCACUUGUUGGAUUUCGGCCCUGGAGGCGUUUCCGGUUUGGGUGUUUUGACCCACAGAAAUAAGGAAGGUACGGGAGCCCGUGUGAUUAUUUCUGGUGCCAUUGACACCAACCAGGACGAUGAGUACGGUUUCAAACAGGAGAUUUUCAACAGAACCCAGAGCUCCAUCAAAUGGGCUCCCAACUGGUUGGACGAGUACAGACCUAAAUUGGUGAAAACCAAGGCCGGCAAGGUUUUCGUCGACACCAAGUUUUCCAGACUUCUUGGAAGAGCUCCAUUGAUGGUGCCUGGUAUGACUCCUACCACCGUCAACACCGACAUUGUUUCCGCUACCAUCAACGCCGGUUACCACAUUGAAUUGGCUGGAGGUGGCUACUUCGAGCCAAGAGGCAUGGAAAGAGCUUUGAGAGAAAUCGCCAGCAGAGUUACCCCAGGUUCCGGUAUCGGUAUCAACUUGAUCUACGUCAACCCUAGAAUGUUGCAGUGGGGUAUUCCCUUGAUCAAGGAAUUGAGAGCAAAGGGUUUCCCUAUCCAGUCCUUGACCAUUGGUGCCGGUGUUCCUUCCUUGGAGGUUGCCACAGAGUACAUUGAGGAAUUGGGCUUGACCCACUUGGGCUUGAAGCCAGGUUCCAUUGAUUCCAUCAACCAGACCAUCGCUAUUGCCAAGGCCCACCCUAACUUCCCUAUUGUGCUUCAGUGGACCGGUGGUAGAGGUGGUGGUCACCACUCUUACGAGGACUUCCACCAGCCUGUUUUGCAGAUGUACGCUAAGAUCAGAAAGUGCUCCAACAUCGUUUUGGUUGCCGGCUCUGGUUUUGGUUCUGACGAAGAGACUUACCCAUACUUGACUGGUUCUUGGUCCAACGAGUUCAACUACCCACCAAUGCCAUUUGACGGUGUCUUGUUCGGUUCUAGAGUCAUGACUGCUAAGGAAGCACACACCUCUUUGGCUGCCAAGCAGGCCAUUGCUGAAUGUACCGGUAUUGCUGACGGCAAGUGGGAAAGCACUUACAAGAAGCCCACUGGAGGUAUCAUCACUGUCAGGUCCGAGAUGGGUGAGCCUAUCCACAAGCUCGCUACUAGAGGUGUGAUGCUCUGGAAGGAGUUGGACGAGACCAUUUUCAACUUGCCCAAGAACAAGCUUUCUGAGGCCUUGACCAAGAAGAAGGACUACAUCAUUGGCAGAUUGAACAAGGACUUCCAGAAGCCCUGGUUCGGCCGUAACGCCCAGGGCGUUUGUGACUUGGAGGACAUGACUUACCAGGAAGUUGCCAACAGAAUGAUCGAGUUGAUGUUCGUGAAGAAGUCCGAGCGCUGGAUCGACGUUUCCUUGAGAAACUUCAUGGGUGACUACCUCAGAAGAGUCGAGGAGAGAUUCACCUCUGCUUCCGAGAAGCAGUCCUUGAUCCAGAACUUUGGCCAGUUGGAGAAGACCCCUCAAGCUUUCGUGGACAAGUUCUUCGACUCCUUCUCUUUGGCCAAGACCCAGUUGAUCUCUGAGGAGGACUGUGACUACUUCUUGAUGUUGUGUGCCAGAGCCGCCCAGAAGCCUGCUCCAUUUGUGCCUGUUUUGGACGAGAGAUUUGAGUUUUUCUUCAAGAAGGACUCUCUUUGGCAGUCGGAGGACCUCGAGUCUGUUGUCGACGAGGAUGUCCAGAGAACCUGUAUUCUUCACGGUCCAGUUGCUGCUCAGUUCACCAACAAGGUUGACGAGCCAAUCAAGGAUAUUUUGGAUGGCAUUCACGAGGGUCACAUCAACAGAUUGGUCAAGGACGACUACGAAGGUGACUUUUCCAAGAUUCCUGUUGUCGAGUACUUUGGUGGCCAGGCUCCAGCUGUUCCUGAAUCCGUUUCUGGUGUGACCAUCGAGAAGUCUGGUGACAAGACCACUUACAAGAUUGGCUCUUCUGUUCCAGACCAGUCUGAAUGGCUCAAGUUGUUGGCUGGCUCUCAAUUGAGCUGGUUGUACGCUUUCAUCAGCUCUGAGAGAGUUGUCCAGGGAAUCAACCAUGUUGCCAACUCUGUCAAGGACAUUUUGGGACCUGCUUCCAACACCGAGGUGGUGAUCUCCAACGCUGGUUCUGAAAAAGCCAACCUUUCUGUUUUCGAGGCCGUCGAGGGUGACGCUAAGAAGGUUGCUGAGAUCAAGUUGAACUCUGAGGGCUUGAUCCAGAUGUCUUUGAUCGAACACAGAACUGCCGACAACAAGCCUGUCGAAUUGCCUUUCCUUUACAAGUACGUUCCAGAGGACGGCUUUGCUCCAAUCUCUGAGGUGAUGGAGGGCAGAAACGACAGAAUCAAGGCUUUCUACUGGAAGUUGUGGUUCGGUUCCGAUGUUCCUGUUGAUUUGGAUAUCAACGUGGACCAAGUCAUUCCAGGUGACAAGGUUACCAUCAGUGGUAAGGAUAUUUCCGAGUUUACCCACGCCAUUGGUAACACCUGUGAUGCCUUCAUUCCUAGACCAAACAAGCCUACCUUGGCUCCUAUGGAUUUCGCCAUUGUGGUCGGCUGGAAGGCUAUCAUGAAGGCCAUUUUCCCAAAGACUGUGGAUGGUGACUUGUUGAAAUUGGUGCACAUGUCCAACGGCUACCGUAUGAUUCCUGGUGCCGAGCCAUUGAAGAAGGACGAUGUUGUUUCUUCUGAUGCUCUCAUCAAGGCCGUUUUGAACCAGCCUUCUGGUAAAAUGGUCGAAGUCGUGGGCACCAUCACCAGAGAGGGCCGUCCUGUCAUGGAGGUCACCUCCCAAUUCUUGUACCGUGGUGAGUACGAGGACUUCGAGAACACUUUCCAAAAGGUCACCGAGGACCCAUUCCAGAUUGCCUUCAAGUCUGCCAAGGAUUUGGCUAUUUUGAGAUCCAAGGAAUGGUUCCACUUGGAGAAGGACGUGGAGUUGCUUAACCAGAUCUUGACUUUCAGAUGUGAAUCUACUUACAAGUUCAAGGCCGCUGGUAUUUACUCCUCUAUCAAGACCGUCGGUGGUGUUUUCUUGGAGUUGCCUACCAAGGAGGUUAUCCAGGUUGGUUCCAUCGACUACGAGGCUGGUGUCUCUUUCGGUAACCCAGUGAUUGACUACUUUUCCAGAAACGGUAACACCAUUGAGCAGGCUGUGAAGUUCGAGAAUGCUAUCCCACUUUCUUCUGGUGAGGAGUUGACCUCCAAGGCUCCCUCUACCAACGAGCCUUACGCUAAGGUUUCUGGCGAUUACAACCCUAUUCACGUUUCUCGUGUUUUCGCUUCUUACGCCAAGUUGCCAGGCACCAUCACCCACGGUAUGUACUCUUCCGGAUCGAUCAGAUCUUUGGUUGAGCAGUGGGCUGCCAACAGUGUCGCUUCCAGAGUCAGAGCUUUCAAGGCUGAUUUCGUCGGCAUGGUAUUGCCAAACGACAUUCUUCAGACUUCCUUGGAGCACAUUGGUAUGAUCAACGGUCGUAAGAUCAUCAAGGUUGAGACCAGAAACGUUGAAACCGACACUCCAGUGUUGAUGGGUGAGGCUGAGAUUGAGCAGCCUGUCACCACCUAUGUCUUCACUGGUCAGGGUUCUCAGGAACAAGGUAUGGGUAUGGACUUGUACAACUCUUCUGAGGUUGCUCGUGAGGUUUGGGACCGUGCUGACCGUCACUUUGUUGACAACUACGGUUUCUCCAUUCUCGACAUUGUGAAGAACAACCCUAACGAGUUGACCGUUCACUUUGGCGGUGCAAAGGGUAGAAAGAUCAGAGACAACUACAUCUCCAUGAUGUUCGAGACGAUUGGUGAGGACGGUGAGAUCAAGUCGGAGAAGAUUUUCAAGGAAAUCGACCACACCACCACUUCUUACACUUUCCUUUCGCCAACUGGUUUGUUGUCCUCCACCCAGUUCACCCAGCCUGCUUUGACCUUGAUGGAGAAGGCUUCCUACGAGGACAUCAAAUCCAAGGGUUUGGUGCCAUCGGACGUUAUGUUUGCCGGUCACUCGCUCGGUGAAUAUUCUGCCCUUUCUUCCUUGGCCAAUGUCAUGCCAAUUGAGUCUCUUGUGGAUGUCGUUUUCUACAGAGGUAUGACCAUGCAAGUCGCUGUCCCUAGAGACGAAUUGGGAAGAUCCAACUACGGUAUGUGUGCUGUCAACCCAACCAGAGUCAGUCCUACUUUCAACGAUGCUGCCUUGAGAUUCGUUGUUGAUGAGGUUGGUGCUAAGACCGGCUGGUUGUUGGAGAUUGUGAACUACAACGUCGAAAACACCCAGUACGUUACUGCCGGUGACUUGAGAGCUUUGGACACCUUGACCAACGUCUUGAACGUGAUCAAGUUGAACAAGAUCGACAUUGUGAAGUUGCAGGAGCAAAUGUCCUUGGAGGAUGUCAAGGGCCACUUGAAGGAGAUCAUCGACGAGGUUUCCGCCCAAUCGCUUGCCAAGCCUCAGCCAAUUGAUUUGCAGAGAGGUUUCGCUGUGAUCCCAUUGAAGGGUAUUUCCGUGCCUUUCCACUCGUCUUACUUGAUGUCUGGUGUGAAGCCAUUCCAGAGAUUCUUGUGCAAGAAGAUUCCAAAAUCUUCUGUCAAGCCAAACGACUUGAUCAACAAGUACAUUCCAAACUUGACUGCUAAGCCUUUCGAGAUUACCAAGGAGUACUUCGAGGAGGUUUACCAGUUGACCAAGUCUGAGAAGCUUAAGAGCAUCAUCGACAACUGGGAGUCGUAUGAGAAGGCUUAA
Molecule: messenger RNA, 7155 nt
Organism: Candidozyma pseudohaemuli
Lineage: Eukaryota; Fungi; Ascomycota; Pichiomycetes; Serinales; Metschnikowiaceae
Product: fatty acid synthase subunit beta
Exons: 2
Coding region: 1-7155 (2384 amino acids)
Biological process (GO): long-chain fatty acid biosynthetic process
Cellular component (GO): fatty acid synthase complex
Molecular function (GO): enoyl-[acyl-carrier-protein] reductase (NADH) activity; fatty acid synthase activity; hydrolase activity
Source: RefSeq, a predicted model, not a curated record